Messenger RNA from Plenodomus lingam JN3, 210 nucleotides. The record is from RefSeq and is a predicted model, not a curated record. Lineage: Eukaryota; Fungi; Ascomycota; Dothideomycetes; Pleosporales; Leptosphaeriaceae.
AUGUCAUCACAGUAUUCCACGAGAGAUCCAAGCCAUGCGACGGCCAUCAGUGAUAGUGUCUCCGCUGAUGCGAACAGUAUGGAGUCCCCGGUGGAGUCUCCAGGUGGCGUAAACCUUUGGCGAGCACCCAAUCGCCAUGCUUUGAAGCCGAUCGCCUAUGAGACUAUGGUGUCUGGUGCUGCUCCCCGAUUCCCACUUGUCUACAGGUGA